This is a messenger RNA of Vespula vulgaris, 3450 nucleotides long. RefSeq names its product protein abrupt-like. Gene Ontology annotation, biological process: regulation of transcription by RNA polymerase II. The record is from RefSeq and is a predicted model, not a curated record. Gene Ontology annotation, cellular component: nucleus. Gene Ontology annotation, molecular function: protein binding; DNA binding. Lineage: Eukaryota; Metazoa; Arthropoda; Insecta; Hymenoptera; Vespidae. The transcript is spliced from 7 exons. The coding region runs from base 1141 to 2559 and encodes 472 amino acids.
AACGAUUAAGUAGUUAUAUACAGGACUUGCUUGAUUAAUUAUUCUUCUAGUUUACGCAUACAGUUUGACGGCGUGAGAAAUUAUAUGGAUUAUCGUGUUGAUUAAUAUAUAAUAUUAUAUAAAUGAAAAGGUUUAGACAACGGUAACUAUUAAUUCUGUUCUUAUCGAAUGGAAAAAGGUAGUCAAAGUGAUCGAAACGAAGUUCUUUCUUUGUUAAAACUAUGCUCUUCGAAGGAUAGCACUUGUCUCUAAUUUUUGUUAUACAUGAUCCGUCAUUGAGGAAUAUUAUCCAAGAUGGUCGAUAGAAAACUCUUAAGUCUUAUAAAACUUACCGUGACGUAGUAUCAAAUUUCUGGUUUCCGCUAGGGAAACCACCACGAUCACCAACCAAAGGCGUUGUAAGUACACUGAAAUCGAAAAGAGAUUAUUAAUAAUAAGAUUUCAUUCUGCUUACACAACGACAUCAGGCCGAUAUAACUUAUAACUAAAGAAUCUAUUUAUUGGCAUAACGUAGAAAAAUUCCAAUCAGCAAUGAUAAAACUCUACAAAUGAUUCACGCGUUCACUUUUUAAUAAACACAAUCAUUUUCCUGUUCGAACAAAAACUAAUAUUUUCAAUAACACGAUAUAGAAAUUUAUAAAUUCAAGCUAGAAAAUAUACGAUACGUUUCUAUCGAAGAACUAUAGUAUUCUAGUAUAAGAAAAACGUAAAAAGUUAUUAUGUCAUGUCAAAAGAAGAAGACGAAGUGCAAAGUACAUAUUAGAUAUCGUUUGAAAGGAUCUAAACGUAUACUGGACGAGGAUGUAUUCGUGUCGAUCGUGAUAUCAUAAAACUACAUAAAAAUAAUAAAAAGAGAAGAUUUAAAGAAAGUAAAACAAAACAAAAAGAAAACAAAAACAAAAAAAGGCACAACAAAACCUCAAAUUGAAAUAUAAGAGAGAAAAAGAAAAGAAAAAAUAGAAUAAAGAAAGAGGAAAGAAAAAGAAGACAUGUACGGCGAAAACGAUCAAAGGAUCAUCGAAAAUACGAUUAGAUCAGCUGUUGUUGGCAUGAAUCGAGUCGCGUGCGAAAGUGAAGUGGAGGAGUGUCGCGUAGGUCGCUCUCGUAAGGUGUUUUUGAGGGAGUCGAGUGAAAUAGAGAAUGACGGAUAGCCAGCAGCAGUUUUGCUUGCGGUGGAACAACUUUCAGGCGAACAUCACGAGCCAGUUCGAGGCGUUGCGAGACGAUGAGGACUUCGUCGACGUUACAUUCGCCUGCGAUGGCAGGCGACUUCAGGCUCACAAGGUCGUCCUAUCCGCUUGCAGCCCUUACUUCAAGGAGUUGUUCAAGACCAAUCCCUGCAAACAUCCAAUAAUUUUUAUGCGGGAUGUGGAAUUUGAACAUCUACAAUCACUGCUGGAGUUCAUGUAUGCUGGUGAAGUAAACAUUUCACAAGCUGAAUUGCCUACUUUUCUGCGUACAGCCGAAUCUCUACAAAUCCGUGGUCUCACCGACUCUCAAAGUAGUCAGCACAACAACGAAAAGCACUUGAAGACGAAUAAUGUUCACGCAUCAAAUGGCCGUGGUCUGAUCUCACCGAGUUUGGACGAUGAGCGCAGUAAAACUCCACCACCAUCGAGCCCUCCACCAUUAAAAAGGCUGUGUAAAAGAAGUGAUUCACCUCAAAUCUCUAGUCCAAUACCUACUGUGACGCCUUGUGCUAGCAGUACACCUCUCUCACGACCGCUUAUAGAACCGCAAGUUCAGCUUGACUGUUAUAAGGAUAUUGAUAUUGUGGAGCCAAAAGUAGAACUACCUGAAUAUGGCAGCGAUGAUGAUUGCUCAUCGAAACAAGAAGUUAACACGUUACCUGGUGGUUUCCUCAGUUUGGAUGGUGGUAUGGAAGUGUUACCGACAUAUCCACCAUCUUAUCAAGGAACCAGUAUGGAAGGUGGCAUGCCUGGACCUUCACAUGGGAACAAUGAGCUGAAUCAAGAGCAGCAAGCUGACCUGCGUAAACUGCACUCGCUGGACCCACGCCCCUGUCCUGUGUGCAACCGCAUGUACAGUAACUUGUCCAACCUGCGGCAGCACAUGCGCCUCAUCCACAACCCUCAGAGUGUCACAUGCCCUCUAUGUAACAAGCCCUUCAAGACCAAGCUGUACCUCAAACGUCACCUGGUCAGUUUCCACGAACUCAGUGUGGCGGACAGGCAACGCCAGGAGGAAAUCUACCAUCAUCAGGUUAAAGUUCAGGUUCAAGGACAGGGUCAAGCACAGGUUCAGGGUGGAGCUCAGGCUCAAACACAGACACAAGUUCAGGCUCAAACACAGGCUCAAAUUCAGGCUCAAACGCAAGCUCAGGUGGAUAACAAAGUGCUCUUGACCGCUUCUGCUCCGCUCUCUCGUCUUCCCGCAGAAGAUAGCGGGGGGAGCGGAAGUGGAAAUAUUGUAGAACCAAAGCUGAGAGCAUACCAGGCACAGGCUGGUGAUAAUUCUUAUUCCGUAGAGGUUGCUCAAAUUGGUGAUACGAAGCAUUUUGCAAGCGGAAUAUUGCAAUUCGAUGCUUCGUAUCACUAAUGUAUAGGUUUUUAUUUAUUUUUAUUGUAUUUCCCAGUAUCAUUUUGUGAUAUAGCGUGCGAUGAGUCAAGUUUAAAUUUAUUAUUUAGUGAACUUGUGAUUCAAUAGGAAACGUAUCUUUACAGUUGAUCGACAAGUAUAGAUAGAAAUAACGUUACGAUACAAGGCUGAUUCUGUAUUUAGGUGAUCGGAAACUGUGCAGGAUGAGGCACGGGUGUAACACAUAAUUCGAAAUUAUUUAAAAACGUACGGAAUUGCAAUACAAAUCGAAAGUGCGUUGUCGUCGAAUGCAACGGAUCUGCAUACACUUUUAUUUUCUGUGCGUACAGAAAAAGUUUAUAUAGGUCGUAUCUAACUCGACUAUCAUCGAUACGAAUAUUAAACCGUGUACAUAGGUUUGGGAGACUAGUUUACAUAUAAUGUCCCGUGCCUAUUCAUCAUAAAGAUGAUGAACGUUAAUAAGGGGGAAAUGACUAAAAAAUAUGCCGUAGGUGGAGCAGCCAUCCCACCUCGUACUGAUAAUUCUGCAGCCGGAUACUUGUUGUUUUAUUUAAUGCUAUACAGUGUUAUACAGACUACAGAUAUUUACAACAAUAUUAUAUUCUUACAGAGAAUUAUAUUUACUUUAUUAUUGCAGCGCAAUGUGCAAUGACAUAGCUCGUACAUGAUAUAUUUUUCACAUGCAUACAUUGCAAUAUACAGCCAAUCGACAGCUCAACAGAGUAAUAAUAUUUAUUAUUAACAGUUAUCAACAAACCGUGAUCGCAACUAUGCAGCAGAUUGAACAAUAUAUAAUAAGGGGGCAUUGUGUUUGUGCUGGUUUUUUUCUCGUAUGUAGUUUGGAGAGGAUCAUUAUUUUCUUUACACACCAUAUAUAUAUGUAGAUAUAUA